Psammomys obesus (fat sand rat) is the source of this 828-nucleotide messenger RNA. It is a transcript of the gene Tlx2, whose product is annotated as T cell leukemia homeobox 2. Bases 1 to 828 code for a protein of 275 amino acids. Gene Ontology annotation, molecular function: RNA polymerase II cis-regulatory region sequence-specific DNA binding; DNA-binding transcription factor activity, RNA polymerase II-specific. Gene Ontology annotation, cellular component: nucleus. NCBI's taxonomy places the organism in Eukaryota, Metazoa, Chordata, Mammalia, Rodentia, Muridae. Gene Ontology annotation, biological process: animal organ development; regulation of transcription by RNA polymerase II. The record is from RefSeq and is a predicted model, not a curated record. The transcript is spliced from 3 exons.
AUGGAGCCCGCGGCCUUGGCUGCGCACCACCUCCCGCAGCACGAGCCCAUCAGCUUCGGCAUCGACCAGAUCCUGAGCGGCCCCGAACCCUCGGCGGGCCAGAGCCUCGGGGACAGCGCCGCGUUCCCCGGCGGCUUCCACGGGGCCCCGGGCUACGCUGCCGCGGGCUCGCUGGCCGCGGUACCGAGGGGCUCGGGGGGCGGCCCGGGCGGCGUGAUCCGCGUCCCCGCGCACCGCCCGCUGCCCGCGCCGCCCGCGCCUGCAGCCCCCGCGGUGCCCGGGCCCUCGGGCGUGGGGGGCGCCGGCGGCCUGUCGGGGCUCAGCUUCCCCUGGGUGGACGGCGGCCGCCGCUUCGCCAAGGACAGGCUCACGGCCGCGCUCUCGCCCUUCUCCGGGACUCGCCGCAUAGGCCACCCCUACCAGAACCGGACCCCGCCGAAGCGCAAGAAGCCGCGCACCUCCUUCUCGCGCUCGCAGGUGCUGGAGCUGGAGCGCCGCUUCCUGCGCCAGAAGUACCUGGCCUCUGCCGAGCGGGCGGCGCUGGCCAAGGCCCUGCGCAUGACGGACGCGCAGGUCAAGACCUGGUUCCAGAACCGGCGCACCAAGUGGCGGCGCCAGACGGCGGAGGAGCGCGAGGCCGAGCGGCACCGCGCCGGCCGCCUGCUGCUGCACCUGCAGCCCGACGCGCUGCCCCGGCCACUGCGGCCGCCGCUGCCGCCGGACCCGCUCUGCCUGCACAACUCGUCGCUCUUCGCGCUGCAGAAUCUGCAGCCCUGGGCCGAGGACAACAAGGUGGCUUCGGUGUCCGGGCUCGCCUCAGUGGUGUGA